This is a messenger RNA of Linepithema humile (Argentine ant), 3701 nucleotides long. Its product is annotated as solute carrier family 12 member 9. The record is from RefSeq and is a predicted model, not a curated record. Gene Ontology annotation, molecular function: potassium:chloride symporter activity. Gene Ontology annotation, biological process: cell volume homeostasis; potassium ion homeostasis; chloride transmembrane transport. Gene Ontology annotation, cellular component: membrane. NCBI's taxonomy places the organism in Eukaryota, Metazoa, Arthropoda, Insecta, Hymenoptera, Formicidae.
UCGAAGACUCUUGAAGAUUUUUAAAAAAUUAUUUUAUAUCUAUUUACAUAUAGUUAAUUGUAAAUUUAAAUCCGUGUCUGUUUGACGCCUACUUGACACAAUCAGUUGCGUCGUUGAUAAAAACUGCAACGUGUACAUUUAGUCAAACUAUUUAAUCGAAGCAAUUUCAAGAUGAUAGCAUCGGAAAUUGGCUCCACCAAUGCUGAAUCUGUGCAAAUCAGGGUCACAAGUGAAAAAGCUCCGUUGAUUCAUGGCAGGGGUGUGUUUCAACGAUUAAGUAAUAUCUUUAAGAUCGGAAGGCCGGCACAUUCCGAGGGAGAUGGCUAUGUUGAAUUUGGUAGUCUCGGUGUGGACAGCACUCGUACAUUGGGAACCUUUGCUGGUGUAUUCAGCCCGGUUACAUUGUCUAUGUUUAGUGCCUUAGUUUUUAUACGAAUGGGAUAUAUUGUGGGCAAUGCAGGUUUACUCGUGACUCUAGCUCAGUUUAUCAUAGCAUAUGGCAUUUUGCUGUUCACAGUUGCAUCUGUCUGUGCUAUAUCGACAAAUGGUGCUGUAGAAGGUGGUGGUGCUUACUUUAUGAUCAGUCGUACAUUAGGGCCUGAAUUCGGCGGCUCCAUCGGCACUCUCUUUUUCAUGGCCAAUGUAGUAAGCAGUGCACUUUGUAUCUCUGGAUGCGCCGAGGGCUUGGUUGAGAAUUUUGGUCCAUCCGGUUACUUGAGUGGGAAAGCUGGACUCAUACCGGACGGUCGAUGGUGGAGAUUUUUAUAUUGUUCUAUAUUAAACACCGCCAAUCUUGUGGUAUGUCUUAUCGGAGCUGCAAUGUUCGCGAAAACCAGUGUCGCGAUCCUGGCGGUCGUCUGCAUCUGUUUGGGUAGCGUUUUUAUCAGUUUUUUAACACAAGGCGCAAUGGAGAUACCGAUUCCAGAUGCAAAUACGUUGGUGCAAAAUGCAACGUACCACGUAAACGGAAGUUACACGGGUCUUCUGUCUUCUACACUUUCCAGCAAUCUUUAUUCAAAUUACAGCGCCGAUUAUUCCAGCGGAGGAACUUUGACAGAUUUUGCGAGCGUUUUUGGUGUAUUGUUCAGCGGUGUGACUGGAAUAAUGGCCGGAGCCAAUAUGAGCGGUGAACUGAAAAAUCCUGGUAGAAAUAUUCCGCGAGGGACAUUAUCCGCAGUGGUAUUCACCUUUAUAUGCUACAUUCUGCUGUCUGUGUUCACGGCAGCUACCACCACUCGAUUUUUACUGCAAAACAACUUUAUAUACAUGAUGCCAAUCAAUCUUUGGCCACCGUUUGUCGCCGUCGGCAUUCUCACAGCAACUUUCAGCGCUGGUUUAAGCAAUUUGAUAGGUUCCAGUCGAGUACUGGAGGCAUUGGCCAAAGAUAACGUAUUUGGCUCCGGAUUGAAUUUUAUAAUACAAGGUACGUGGCGUGGCAAUCCGAUAGCAGCGGUGUUAACUUCAUGGACUUUGGUCCAGAUAAUCUUACUCAUCGGCUCGCUGAAUGCUAUUGCUCAGAUUAAUUCAGUGCUAUUCCUCUUGAGUUACCUCGCCACCAAUCUUGCGUGUCUUGGACUGGAACUCGCUAGUGCACCAAACUUCAGACCAACAUUUAAUUACUUCACAUGGCACACGGCGACUAUAGGUCUUCUUGGAACGCUAAUAAUGAUGUUCGUAAUCAACAGUAUUUACGCUUCCAGCAGUAUAAUACUGUGCUUGAUUUUGAUUAUCGUGCUGCAUUUAUUCUCGCCGAGUAAGAACGCGCCGUGGGGCAGCAUUUCUCAGGCGUUGAUAUUCCACCAAGUCAGAAAGUACUUGCUGAUGUUGGACUCGCGCAAGGAUCACGUCAAAUUCUGGCGUCCGCAGAUGCUGUUAAUGGUCGCAUCCCCGCGCUCCGCCUGCCCCCUCAUCGAUUUCGUGAAUGACUUGAAGAAAGGAGGACUUUACGUCGUCGGGCAUGUGAAGGUUGGCGAAUUCACGGGUCAGAGCAGCGAUCCUACGAUAGAGGAAUAUCCGCAUUGGCUGAGCUUGGUUGAUCACUUGAGAGUCAAAGCGUUUGUCGAACUGACCGUAACAAAAACGGUGCGCGAGGGCAUGCAGCAUUUAAUCAGAAUAUCCGGAAUGGGCGCGAUGAAGCCGAACACGAUCGUCCUCGGCUUUUACGAUGAAGAAACGCCGCGGAACUUUUUCCUGGAUUCUCAGUACGCGACGACGAUGUUCGAAAAUGUCACGACGCCUCCGAAUAAUACCGUAUUUCCUCUGAGACAGGCGACGGGUGAGAAAAAUCUGGACCCGGUGCAAUACGUUGGCAUGUGCUCGGAUGUUCUGCGAAUGAAGAAGAAUUUGUGUCUGUGCAGAAACUUCCAUUUGUUGAACAAAGCGCAGUUAACGAAAAAUUCAAAUUUGAAGUACAUCGAUGUGUGGCCCGUCAACUUCUUCCAACCGACCGAUCAAGAUCCGUUUGACACAACGUCGCUGUUUAUGCUUCAACUCGCGUGCAUCAUCAAUAUGGUGCCAAGCUGGAAGAAUUUACAUCUUCGAGUGUUCCAUUGCGAAACCGGAGAUAGCAGCGAAAGCAUGAGUAUCUCGGACUCCCACAAUUCGAUCAGCGAAUAUCCAAGAAUCUCGAACGAGCACAGAAUUCGCAAAUCCUUAAAUUUGCUGAGAAUCUCCGCAUCGAUUAAGAAGAUCCCGGAAUGGGCAGAGCAAAUUCGUGGACUGCAGGGCAGAUCGUUGCUCGAGCCGAAAAGUCAAUACGAAUCAAGUUCAGAAUCCAAUAACGCUUUGAGUAACAUGUCGCGAGCUUAUGUAUUGGGCGUCAAUCAACUGAUAAGGCAUUAUUCCUCUCAAACCGCGACGACGUUCAUCUAUCUUCCCGCGCCGCCAGUUUCCAACACUUGGGACGAGGACGACAUGUAUCAACAGUACUUGCAGUUGCUGACGGAAUUAACUGUGGACUUACCACCGACAGUUUUAGUUCAUGGUGUUAGCGCCGUCACAUCAACCACUUUAUAACAAAGCGUACGAGUAGAUGUGGAAAAGUUUAAUAUUCUUGAUUGAUAGAAAGAGAAGCAAAUUUUUGAUUAUUAUAUGUACGAGUGUUAUAACUUGAGUUAGGAUGUUAACACAUUCGCCGCUAAGCGUAUUUUUAGUUGAUUUUCCGUUACUUGGAUUCUUUUAUAUCCAAGAAGACCAAUGAAUAAUUAUUUGCAAUAUUUUAAUAGAUAUAAAUAUUAAUUUGUUUGCAAUACAUUUUAUUCAUUAUGCUUUUCUACUAUUAUUAAACAUAGGCAUAUACUUGCAAAUGUAAUUGCAUAGAAGAUUCAGUGCUGGCGGUGAAUGUGUUAAUUUGAGACAGCUAUCAUUGUAUUGAAUGCACAGAGAAUCCAGGAUAACUAAUUUAUUUUAUUUCUAUUGUUAAUAUUUAAUUUGCUAAUUUUAACAAUUGUAAUAGUAUCAUAGCAUCGCGAUAUGGCAAUAUGGGUAUGCAAUAUAAAUAUCAGCUUUAGAUCAGUAGAACAAGCUUUAUCACGUCCAAACAAAAGUUUAAUACUAUAAGCACUGAAAUUUAUUACUGUGAUAACAAAUGUAUUGUAUAAGAGAUUCUCCAAAAAAACGAAUAUUUUUUAAAAGUGACGACUAGAAUGGUCCUAAAACUGUGUAAAUACAUCUUAAUAUAUUUCAUACUAUUUCUCUAUCGU